UCAUGUAGAUAGUAGCAAAGUGAUACUUGCCUUGUAUAAUCGUUGAUGUUGAUGCUACCCAGCUGAACAAUAAUUGGAAGAAGAAUCAAUAUGGAUAAGAUCCAGGAGAAUAAGGUACAGAGAUUCGAGGAAUUCAUCGACUGCCGCUUGAAGCCAGAUCUUGUCCGUGCCAUUGCUGAACGAGACAAGGUUUUUGAGCAACAGAAAGUUUUCUUAGACCUAAGAAGGUAUAUAGAGAAUCUGGAGAAGAAUGGUGUGACUAGCCUCCGUACUUUGGUCAACGUUGGUUCCGAAGUGUAUAUGCAAGCUGAUGUGCCAGAUACACGGCACAUAUUUGUGGACAUUGGACUGGGCUUCCAUGUAGAGUUUACCUGGUCUGAAGCUUUGGAGUUCAUAUCAAGAAAGGAAGAAAGAUUAGACAGGCAGAUCGAGGAGUAUACACAACUAAUUGCAUCUAUCAAAGCCCAAAUCAAGAUGGUCUAUGAAGGUAUUCGAGAGUUGCUCCAACUUUCAGCAGAUAGAUCUUAAUGGUAUCUUCAAUACUAUUUCUAACUUUUUUUUAGCCUGUAGAAGGGGGUUGAUCCCCACAUUCAUGUAUAUAACAGCUGACUUCUCAUUAUGUUGAUGCAUACCUCCAGGAAGAGUGACACUCCAAUUAUACUUUUAUUUGUGUGAAAAACUGUUUAUUUACAGUAGGUGAAAUUGUUUUCC
Molecule: messenger RNA, 711 nt
Organism: Telopea speciosissima
Lineage: Eukaryota; Viridiplantae; Streptophyta; Magnoliopsida; Proteales; Proteaceae
Product: protein UXT homolog
Exons: 7
Coding region: 91-528 (145 amino acids)
Biological process (GO): positive regulation of transcription by RNA polymerase II; negative regulation of transcription by RNA polymerase II
Cellular component (GO): mediator complex; chromatin
Molecular function (GO): transcription corepressor activity
Source: RefSeq, a predicted model, not a curated record